Molecule: messenger RNA, 801 nt
Organism: Rotaria sp. Silwood1
Lineage: Eukaryota; Metazoa; Rotifera; Eurotatoria; Philodinida; Philodinidae
Source: the annotation of a GenBank genome assembly
AUGUAUCCUCAUUUACAAACACAAACUACUUAUAAGGCGGCAAAACCCCAAAUGACCGCUUUCGAAGAUUUUAUUCGUCGGUAUAACAUUAAUGAAACUUUUGCCACAAAGCUUCGUGGUCUACAUGGUUACGAAAUUGUUUUCGUAUGUGAUGAUUCAGGUUCAAUGCAAGCUCCGAUCGGACACGCUUCUGGUCCAGGCCAACAGCGAUCAACUCGUUGGGAAGAACUCAAAAAGACAGUAUCAAUCGUUGUAGAUUUGGCGAGUACGCUGGAUCCUGAUGGUGUUGAUAUCUAUUUUUUAAAUCGAAAACCAUUGCUAAAUGUUCAUAGUUCAAAAGAAUUAAAUAGUACAUUUACUGUGCCUCCAAAUGGUGCUACACCAAUUGUACGGAUAUUGAGACAAGUUCUGCACGAUAAAAAACAAGAAAUUCAAAAAAGAAAAUUACUUAUUGUUAUAGCUACUGAUGGUAUACCAACAGAUAAUAAUGGUCAACCAAAUGUCCAAGAAUUCUUCCAAGUUCUUGCACAUGAACGUGUUCCUAUAGAUCGAGUUCCAGUAACAAUUAUGGUUUGUACAGAUGAUCAUAAAUGCAUGUCAUAUUUAAAUGAUUGGGACCGAGCAAUUCCGAAUCUUGAUGUCGUUGAUAAUUAUGAAAAUGAAAAACAAGAAGUUCUUGAAAUGCAAGGCAGAUCUUUUCCAUUCAGUUUUGGUGAUUACGUUGUUAAAAUUCUUAUGGGUGGCGUAGACAGUUGGUUUGAUUUGUUAGAUGAAAAAAAAGUAUCACUCCAUAGUCAAUGA